CCCUUGCUACCCUGUCUCUCCACUUCACUACUCCCCUUCUUGCAUUUAGCACUUCCUCUUGCUCCAUACAAUUGCACUUCAUCUCUCUCUCAAAGCUCGACCAAGUACAUCGCUAAGCAAGAACAAUUCCUCCGGUGAGAAUAAGAAUGAUGAAUGAGUUGGACAAGAUCAGCCAUUUACCGGAGCACAUAAUGGACCAAAUCUUGUCGCGCUUGCCAAUCAAGGACGCAGUGGGAACUAGUAUUUUGUCAAGAAAGUGGAGGUACAAAUGGUCCUCUGUUCCACAACUUGUGUUUGAUGAGCAAUGUACUAGGGCCAGGGGAGUUCCUUCUCUUCAACAAUCUCUGAAUGAAAACUUGGUGAAGAUAAUUGACGAGGUCCUCUUGCUUCAUACUGGCCCAAUAGAGAAGUUCAUGCUCUCUCACACGGGAUUUUGUGCCACGAGUAACAUUGACCACUGGAUUCUUCAUCUAUCCAGAGUCUCCAUUAAAGCAAUUGUACUCCACAUAUGGAAAGGGUUCGAUUACAAGAUUCCCACCUCCUUAUUCAAAUGCCAAGACUUGAUUCAUUUGGAACUGCACAGAUGUUUUGUGAAAAUCCCAUCGACGUUUGAAGGAUUCAAGAAUUUGGAAAGUUUGGAUCUUCAGCACGUUGACAUGUCUUCGAAUGGGCUGGAGGCUCUGAUUUCUUGCUGCCCCUUACUAAAACGUUUGAACUUGUGUAACUUGGAGGGGAUUAAGCAAAUUAACGUUGAAGCUGGCAACCUCGAGUGGCUUCUGCUUCGAGGAGGUUUACGGGAUGUUGCUUUCGGUAUUAUGAACCGUUUGAAGUCAAUCACGGUAGGUUUCUAUGAUGAAAUUGCUAACAAAUGCAUACCUGGCAAUGCCAACUCAAGCAAUUUGCACAAAUUCUUCCGAAAUCUGCCCAAAAUUCAGAGUCUCAAGCUUGAAAAUUACUCAUUGAAGUAUUUGGCUAUUGGAAAUGUUCCACAGCCACCACCUAAUGAGCUCGUUCAUUUGAAUUACCUCUUCACAUGCAUAGACUUCAAUAGUCCCGAGAAGAUUUUGACCGUCAUGUGCCUGAUCAGAAGCUCUCCUCAAUUGAAAUGUGUAGACUUUCAGUCUCGUGCUGAGAAUCAACAAACUACAUGGAUCGGGACAAUGGCCAACUUUUGGGAAGACCAUCAGGCGUGUUGCCUAGAACAAGUACAAGUUGUAUCGAUGGGCGGAAUUUAUGGUAGUAAGCCAGAGCAGGAAAUGAUGAAAUUUCUACUUGCUAGUUCGCCGAAACUACAAACGAUGAUGAUCAGGCCUAAUUCCACGAGUGGAGAAGGCAAGUUGUUCAGGGAGUUGCUGCGUUUCCGGCGAGCCUCGGCGCAAGCGGAAGUGAUCUUUCUCGACCCCGUUGAUCCAGAAGCCAACCCAACUUUGAUGUGGGAGGAUUGGGUUUCAUCGAUCAACCAGGCUCCACUCAUGUCUCAUCGAUCAACCAAGCUCCACUCAUUUCUACGCAUCCAAUAA
Syzygium oleosum is the source of this 1520-nucleotide messenger RNA. Its product is annotated as F-box/FBD/LRR-repeat protein At1g13570-like. Gene Ontology annotation, molecular function: protein binding. The record is from RefSeq and is a predicted model, not a curated record. Bases 147 to 1520 code for a protein of 457 amino acids. Lineage: Eukaryota; Viridiplantae; Streptophyta; Magnoliopsida; Myrtales; Myrtaceae. The transcript has 4 exons.